AUGGCCUUCAACUUCAACUGGUCGCCGCUCAUAGCCGACACGGAACGCGUGCGGGACAUGCUCACCAGCGCUCUGAACAAAUCACCGAAGCCUCCGAUCAUCGUCGACGACAUCAUCGUGAACGAGUUGAACUUGGGCUCUACACCGCCAGAGUUGGAGAUAUUGGAAAUUGGAGAUCUGGCGGAGGAUCGAUUUCGCGGAAUCUUCAAAAUGAGCUAUACGGGAGAUGCAUACCUCACACUCAAGACCAGAGUACAAGCCAAUCCUCUGAAUACAUAUCUCUCCACAAAACCGUCAUUCGCAAGCAUCACAAUCGUCUUCCGCAACGACCCGCUCGAAAAGCUCAAGGUAUCCUCAACCUUCGAUACAAUACCCUUCGUUCGCGAUUACCUGCAGAAGACGAUCGAAAACCAGCUGCGAGUACUCUUCAUGGAAGACCUGCCGGCGAUCAUCCACCGACUGUCGUUGCAAAAGUUCAGCCCAGAAUAUCAGACAGCAGAUCUUUUAGAACCCAGGAAUGAGGACGAAAGAGCUGUGGAUCCACUCGCCAGUCCGUCGCAGUCGGCUGUACACCUCGAUGACGAUGAUGCUUCAGGAUACUCCCUUGAGUCUGCUGCAGAGACAUAUGCAUCUUUCUCUCAGAAGAAUAUGGUACGGCUAGCAGCUCUCACCGAGAGCCAGCGAACGUUGAGCCUGUUCACGCCUAGCAUUCGAGAUACAGUCUACCGUGCAUGGGCAACGGCAGCAAAUCGCGAUGACACCACAAAUGGCACGAAUACACCCACUCGACCAUUUACGCUAUCACGACUGCAGUCCUCACUGGCUUCACACAGCACAAUGUCAGCUGCAACAUCAGUAGUAUCAGGAAGCGGCUCCGACGCCACACGACCCAGCAUCGUCAGCACUGCAUCUUCAGCAACGGUGUAUAGUCUCGGCACCGGUGCACCACGCUCAAGACCUGGCAAAAAGCGAAAGAAUCGCAUCGUCAACCUCCGUAAACCGAAAGACAAAGACUCUACCGAUCCGUCCGAGACCGCAUCCCAAUCGCAAGGAAGCAGCUACGACGACAGCGGAACGCGCAGUAAUUCUGGUCGCUCCGCCCGCUCAAGCGUCGUGCGAAGCAAUACUGAAGUCACCACGGCGCCCUCCAGCGGUCUCCGUGAAGGCGAAAUCAGCACGCCACCUCGGAGUCCUCCUAAGAAGAAUGUCGACUUCAAAGACUUCGCCCAACCGACUGAGCGCAAAUCACGACCCACCACACCGCGCGACCUGCAGCAAGCUCCGCCCGCCAUCCGCGAUCCGGACCGCACACCUCGCGCUUCCAUGGUGCAGCCUGAGAAGCCCUCCGUGUAUCAACAGCCUCCCGCUCGACCUCGUAUGAACCACCUCCCUCGCAUGCAACCUUUUCCUUCUCGCUCGCCUUCACCUGAAAUCACGCGGAGGUCAUCAUCGACUGAAGCGAGGAGGUCGUCCAGUGAUGUCAAUAUUCAGAAGCUAGUGCAGGCUUUUGGAGAAGCGGGCACUGGAGGCGGGAUUUUGGAGCAAGCUUGGAUGCAAAAGAUGGCGGUUGAGAUCGCGCGGAAGGUGGAGAGCGAGAGAGCGAAGGGGAGAGGGGGCGGCAUAUCAUCGAGGGAGGAUGCUGACGCGCCGCCGCCGGCAUACGUCUCUUGA
Zymoseptoria tritici IPO323 is the source of this 1671-nucleotide messenger RNA. RefSeq lists its product as uncharacterized. NCBI's taxonomy places the organism in Eukaryota, Fungi, Ascomycota, Dothideomycetes, Mycosphaerellales, Mycosphaerellaceae. The transcript is spliced from 2 exons. Gene Ontology annotation, cellular component: ERMES complex. The record is from RefSeq and is a predicted model, not a curated record. Gene Ontology annotation, biological process: phospholipid transport; mitochondrion organization. The coding region runs from base 1 to 1671 and encodes 556 amino acids. Gene Ontology annotation, molecular function: lipid binding.